Molecule: messenger RNA, 1861 nt
Organism: Sitodiplosis mosellana (orange wheat blossom midge)
Lineage: Eukaryota; Metazoa; Arthropoda; Insecta; Diptera; Cecidomyiidae
Product: monocarboxylate transporter 12-like
Exons: 11
Coding region: 124-1758 (544 amino acids)
Biological process (GO): transmembrane transport; monocarboxylic acid transport
Molecular function (GO): monocarboxylic acid transmembrane transporter activity
Source: RefSeq, a predicted model, not a curated record
AUUAAAUUUUUUAAUGAAAAAUUGAAAUCGGCUCGAUGUAUUGAUUUGACAUUAAAUUCGUGUUAUCAAAAAAUAGUAAAUUGGAGAAAAAAUUGUGUUUCUUAUAAUUGGUUUAAAAAAAAAAUGGCAAAUGACACACCAACACGGCGAAAAUUGAACAACAGCAUCACCGCGGAUAAGACUGAAAUUGAAGCACCAGACGGUGGCUAUGGAUGGAUUGUCGUUUUUUCAUCAUUUUGCAUUCACAUAAUCACCGAUGGAAUAACAUACUCAUUUGGCGUGUUGUUCAUCCAAUUGUUGGAUGAAUUCAAGGAGGGAAAGGGAUAUACAUCUUGGAUUCUCUCACUUAUGUGCGGUAUAACGCUGUGUUCAGGUCCCAUUUCAUCAUUGUUUGUCAAUAAAUACGGUUGCCGUGCCGUUACGAUUGUCGGUGCAAUACUCGCUUCAGCUUGUCUCUUCAUCAGUGCCUAUGCACAGAAUGUACUCACUCUCAUCAUAACAAUUGGAUUCGGUGUAGGAUGCGGACUUGGGCUCAUUUAUUUGCCGGCCAUCGUUAGUGUUGCAAUGUACUUUAAAAAAUAUCGAUCAUUGGCAACAGGCAUCGCAGUCGCAGGUAGCGGUUUGGGUACUUCGAUCUUUUCGCCUCUCAUUGCAUUCUUUGCCGAAGCAUAUGGCUGGAGAUAUUCAGUGUUGCUUCUCGCGGCGAUUGUGUUAAAUAACGCAAUUUUUGGAGCUCUGUUCAGGCCGCUAACAGCUUCAUCGCAGCAAACAGCUCCGACGGAAUACUCGGAUGCAUAUCAAAGAGAUGAUAUUUGUGAAAUGGAACCCGUACUGAAUAACCACCAUCAUUCAAAUGGAAAGUCAAUAAAUAAUGGCGUGUUAAUAGAUAAAAACAAGGAAAAUGACAAUAGAUCAUUGAAAGAAUCCCAAAAGCUAAUCCCAUGCAACGGAGCACUUUCACGACCUGAUAUUUUUUAUCGCGGUUCGCUACCGAAUAUACCGAAUUCUAGGUCACCUAGUGAACUAUCAAUCAAUAGAUACGGCUCGAUUCGACAUAUUGAAGAAUUUGAAGAUUUAUCAUCAAGUGGAUUUCGCUGUGGAUGUAUUCCGGUUGAUGCGUAUAAGAAUUUGGUCCAAAUGACAAAUUUUAGUCUGCUCAAAAAUCCUGUCUACAUUUUGUUCAUUGCAUCGAAUGUGGCGACUACUCUUGGAUUCUAUAUUCCGUAUUUUUAUCUACCGGAUCGAGCCAAAGAACUUGGUGUUUCUGAAGAAAAUGUGGGCUAUAUGAUAGCAACUAUUGGCAUAGCUAAUACAUUCGGCCGUAUCAUCUUGGGUUAUAUUUCGGAUAAUUCGUACAAACGUCGACUUUGGGUGUACAAAAUAUGUCUCUUUUCUUGUGGCAUUGCAACGGCUGCCUCAGUUCUUUGCAUGGAUCUACCCUCUCUGAUUAUUUACUCGGCUGUGUUUGGAUUCACGAUUGGCGCCUAUGUCGGUCUAACUUCAGUUAUUCUUGUCGAUUUGAUUGGAUUGGAUAAACUGACCAAUGGCUUUGGUUUACUAUUGCUAUUUCAAGGAAUAGCCAGUUUCAUUGGGCCACCGAUAGUCGGAAUGCUUUACGACCAGUUCAAGACAUACACACCCGGUUUUGUGCUUGCUGGAUCGCUGAUUUCUUUCAGUAGUUUCUUAGUUUUAUUUAUUCCACGGUUGCAAAAUCACGUUGCAAAUAGUUACUUACGGUUUGAAAACGAACAACCAUAAUCAAUUUAUUCAUUAUUUUUUCAUAUUGCGUUUAGUCGAUUUUUUUAAGCCAUCAUUUUUGAUUAUAAAUGGUGAAUAAAACAUUUAUAUAAAUCUUGUUUUU